AUGACGAUGCUUGAAUUAACGAAAAUUUUCACGAGUUUUUUCUUGUUUUUUUUCUGUUGUAAUGGAAUGCUGGUACCGAUUGACAAAAAUGGACAGAUGACUGAUGGCCGUUUCAGUGGGAACCAAGAAACACCACUUCAUUGGAGGAACAUAGCUAAGGAAGAUCUGAACAGGCGCAUUAACUGGAAACCAAAUGUGGGCGUUGCAAAAAACGUGAUAUUUUUUCUUGGAGACGGAAUGGGUAUAUCCACGGUGACCGCAGCACGGAUCCUGAAGGGCCAACUGCAGAACAGGACUGGAGAGGAAGGACAGCUGGCCUGGGAUGAAUUCCCUAAUGCAGCAUUAAGCAGGACAUAUAAUCAAGACCACACUACCCCGGAUUCUGCUGGAACUGGAACUCAGUACCUAUGUGGUGUCAAAUCUAACUUGGGCAUGCUUGGAUUGGAGGCACGGGUCACAAGAGGGGACUGUGAAGCCUCAAAGGAUGCACAUCUAACGUCUAUUUAUGACUGGUCAAUGGCAAAAGGAAAGGCAGUUGGGGUGGUAACUACUACACGUAUCACUCACGCAACUCCGGCCGCCGGAUACGCCAACGUAGCUGAUCGGGACUGGGAAGGGGAUACUCCCAUGGGGAAAGUAUUUGGGAAAGGCUGUAAAGACAUAGCCGUACAGUUAGUGGAGGAAAACGCCGACAUUAAGGUCUUAAUGGGCGGAGGAAGGAAAUUCUUAUUACGGAACACGGAUAAGGACCCGGAAAACAGAAACAUUACAACGCACGGACGAAAGGACGGACGAAAUUUGAUACAGGAGUGGAUUAAUAACAAACAAGAAAGAAAACUUUCCCAUCGUUUUGUAUGGAAUCUGACUGAAUUCAACUCUGUCGACCCAACCAAAACGGACUACUUACUGGGAUUAUUUGAAGCUGACCAUAUGCAAUAUGAAGUUGACAGAGAGGAUCCGGCGUAUGAGACAGCAGGGGAGCCCUCUCUAGCGGAGAUGACGGGAAAGGCUAUACAGAUACUACAACGCAACACCAAGAAGGGUUUUUUCUUACUCGUUGAGGGAGGACGAAUUGACCACGCCCAUCACGAAAAUCUUGCUGACAGGGCAUUGCACGAUGUGUUGGCAUUAGAGAAAGCUGUACAAACAGCAAUGGACCUUACCAGUGAGAAAGACACACUGAUCGUAGUCACCGCCGACCACUCUCAUACGUUUGUUUUGUCAGGAUACCCGUCUAGAGGCAAUCCGAUACUUGGUCUGGUCGAUGACAUGAAAGGUGGUGUCAAACUUGCACAAGAUAACAAACCCUAUACCACUCUCCAGUAUACAAACGGACCCGGAGGACUGGAGAUGCAGUCGCUGAUGGCGAAUGAAACUUAUACUGGAAGACAUAAUCUCACUGCUGUUCACACUGAAUUUAAGGAUUUUACCACACAGUCCGCAAUCCCUCUAGACUACGAGACUCACGCGGGAGAAGAUGUCGGUAUAUACGCAAGAGGACCGAUGUCACAUCUCUUUCAAGGAGUACACGAACAGCACUAUAUUCCACACGUUAUGGCGUUCGCUUCCUGUGUUGGUGAUUACCGAGACGAUUCUAAUUGCGCAGCUUCCCUGGUUAGCGAAAAUACCGAUGUGAAUGCCGCAGAAUCAUUGAGAGGUCAUUUGAUUCAUAUUUGCACAGUCCUUUUUGUAAUUUUAUUAGAACUGCUUUGA
Molecule: messenger RNA, 1713 nt
Organism: Ylistrum balloti
Lineage: Eukaryota; Metazoa; Mollusca; Bivalvia; Pectinida; Pectinidae
Product: alkaline phosphatase-like
Exons: 10
Coding region: 1-1713 (570 amino acids)
Biological process (GO): dephosphorylation
Molecular function (GO): alkaline phosphatase activity
Source: RefSeq, a predicted model, not a curated record